Molecule: messenger RNA, 1369 nt
Organism: Toxorhynchites rutilus septentrionalis
Lineage: Eukaryota; Metazoa; Arthropoda; Insecta; Diptera; Culicidae
Exons: 2
Coding region: 104-1300 (398 amino acids)
Biological process (GO): positive regulation of Notch signaling pathway
Cellular component (GO): nucleus
Source: RefSeq, a predicted model, not a curated record
UUGGUCUGAAUAAAAUAAACGUGUUUUUGUUUAUUUCCAAAUUUGUUAUCUGUUCAUAAAUUAACUCAAUAGAUGAACUUUAAACUAGAUAUUCGUUCGAAAAAUGGAAAUAUGGAAUAAGCUGGACCUUGUUCCACCAGUGUUAUUUACACACAAAUGUAAAACUAAAAACCGCAAGGAUGAUAUCAGAUCAUUUUGCAGUACGAUCGCUACUGCCCAUCAAUACUUCGAAUCGCUGCAUGCCUUCGAAAAAGCAGCCGCAUAUCUCUCCCGUUUUGCGAUCAGGUUUAAUGAUCGGUUCUACAAUAUGCACGGCUUUCGGCAACUGAAGAAGUUGAAACAAGCAUUGCUUCGUUUCCGUGUAGUGGAUGUUUCGCAUGUACUAUCCAACAUGUCCAGCAUGUUACCCUAUACAGGCUAUCUCGAAAAGUCAGUUGAACUCCCAACCCGUUCGAAUUUGGAUUAUUUGCUGGUGAGGCUUCAAGGACUCGGGAAACUAUUCUGCCGGAUAGUGGUGCUGGCUAAGGAUGCUGCCAAAUAUUACGUACGGUUUAUAACGACGAGUUACUUUUUCAAUCUUACUUCCAUAUUUCUAUGUUUGUUGGCGGAGAUUUGGUGCAUGUCGAAAGUUAUGUGUGCGCGAAUUGUGGACUUUUACAAUCGCCUCGUUCCGUUCCGGAUGCUUUUGGAGGACGCUGGAAAGCAGUGGCCAACAGAGGGCGAAUGUGUUUUCCCGGACGAUUUAGCUACUUGGCUGGGCUCUGAGUGGAUCGAAGAGGUUGCGGCUCGUGACGACUCGACGAAAAGUCUAAAUUUGCGAACCGAUACGAACUUAUUCCAACUAUUGACGGAGGAGCAGGAAGAUUUUUCCUCUAGCAAAGAGGUUGAUCGAAGGAUCGAGAAUAAGCUUAGCUCGGAGCUCGACACGGAACUUUUGCAGGCUUCAAUCCCAAGCAAACUUCUGAUGCAGAGGAUUCGAACGGAUGAUGGAGAAACAAUCGUUCGAGAAUCGACCAAGUCGGCCAAAUCGGAGCUCGAUUUGAGUGCGAUAGACAGCAUUCGAUCCAAGUACGAUGUAAAGAAAUUUUUGGAAGAUGAGAAACAGAGGCGAAAGCAGAAUCUGACCUUAGCUUUAACCCGAACAGUGAAUGAAUCGACAUUCAGUGUUUUUUCGACCAGUAUGAUGCGUGAUUUGCACAAAUUGUCUACCAAGGAUUAUGUUACGUUGUUCAAGGACGAGUUCGGUUCACUGGUCGUUGGGAAAAUGAAGAAAAAUCGAAAAUAUAAAUCCACAAAAUAGUAUUUAAAUGAGUUUCCUUUAUGGGGUGCUUUUAUUGAUCGCUCUAAGAGACAUAAUAUUAUCAGUAAU